Colletotrichum phormii is the source of this 1336-nucleotide messenger RNA. Its product is annotated as zinc-binding oxidoreductase. Gene Ontology annotation, molecular function: oxidoreductase activity. The transcript has 2 exons. The coding region runs from base 273 to 1274 and encodes 333 amino acids. The record is from RefSeq and is a predicted model, not a curated record. NCBI's taxonomy places the organism in Eukaryota, Fungi, Ascomycota, Sordariomycetes, Glomerellales, Glomerellaceae. Gene Ontology annotation, cellular component: mitochondrion.
CGGAUGAAUUGCCAAUACCGGGUCACUUUUACCUGAUUCAGCGUCUGGUUGGAGUUGGAAAAAACUCCGCUCCGCAACAACCUAGACCUAGAAUUGCGCGGAGUUGAACAGCCGGCAAAGAUCCAUGAUCAAAUUUACUACAUACGAUAGACAUAUAAAUUCCAGAUGGUGUUUAAGGUUGCCAAGUUAAUUAAUCCAAACUCUUUUCCAGCAGACGCAACCCCGCAUUACAGUAUUUUAUAAUUUGACAGCAGAGCCCGAAACAACGGAUAAUGGGUGACACCAUGAAAGCUUGGCAGUAUUCUGCCAUCAACGGCAAGCUUGAGGAUUCGCUUACUCUCAACAACUCAGCGCCCAUGCCAAGCCCCUCGGAUUUGGGAAAAGACGAGCUCAUUAUCGAGGUCAUCAGUGCAUCGCUCAACCCGGCAGACUACAAAGUCCCUGAAUCAACUGUCAUCGGACGCCUGAUGGUCGCACGCCCUGCCACACCCGCCAUGGACUUUUGCGGCCGCGUCCUUGUUUUCGGGGGGUAUGCUGGUGUCGGCCAAAGAGGCACAUUGGCAGAAUACAUUGUCAUCUCAGUAGCUCACUGUGCACCCCUCCCCUAUGGCAUAGAUCCUGAUCAAGGCGCGGCCGUUGGCACAGCAGCGACAACAGCCUGGCAGUCUCUGAUGCCAGAUGCACUUCAAUCUGGUGGCAAGGUGUUCAUCAACGGAGGGAGUGGCGGCACAGGCACAUGGGCUAUUCAACUGGCGAAAGCCUUGGGCGUUGAGGUUGUGACGACGUGCUCCACCAAAAAUAUCGAUCUCUGCCGACAGCUUGGCGCGGAUGAAGUCGUUGACUACAGGAAAGAAGACAUGUUAUCGAAGUUGAAGGACCGGGGAAAGGUCUUUGAUCUGAUCAUCGACAACGUUGGUAGCAGUUCCGAGCUGUACGACAACAGCAGCGCCAUCUUGAAGCCAAACGGAACUUUCGUCAUGGUGGGCGUUGGAAAAAGUCUCACGCUUUCGGGAUCAUUCUCAAUGUUGAGCAAGAUCAUUUGCCCAAAGAUCUUGGGAGGAGAACGAUUCUAUUUCGUACGCAUGCAGGACACCGCGGACUAUUUCCGACGUAUCGGCAGGUUGAUGGUUGAGGGAGAAACUAAGGCGGUGGUUGAUUCGACAUUGGGCUUCGAGCAGGUGCCGGAUGCUUACAGGAGAUUGCGGGAGGGAUAUGCCAAGGGCAAGAUCAUUGUUCAUGUUUCGAUACCUAGGGGAAGUAGCAAUGCGCAGUGAUGUGACUACAAAUGCAAUGUUUAGCUCUGAGUCGCAAUACAGCCGCAAAGUCUGCUCCGUGC